AGAAAAAAUGCUCACGAUUAUGUUCUUCUCUGAGCUGCACAGGUGGUGACGACCGGUUUCAGCAAAGUGUGGUGGUAGACAUUCAUUGAUCACUUAUUAUGUGUUGAAGCAAACCACCACGCGAAGCUUUUAUUGUGCUCUACUUAGAGUUAGAAUAAGACACACUUUCUCGUCCUUCCCGUACAAGAACAACGAGCAUAAAAGAGAUAGAAAACCAUGGCACUAAAACGCAAGAAAGGUUCUUCAGCCCCUGGUGGUGGCAAACCUGCUAAACGAGCUACGAACAAGUUCGAGGAAGACGAAGAUCUUCACAUGCAACUACCUUCCAAGGACAGCAUGCUGAACGAGGAUAAGCAAGGUGGUACUAGAAGAAAGAAAGACCGCUUCGACGUUGCUGCCGAGAAGGAAGUGGGACGUCUUAGUUGGGGCAAAAAAGGGCAAGAUUUCUAUGGCGGGUCAGAUGUGGAAAGCGAAGCAGAUGCCUCUGAUGUCGAAAACGAAUUGAGGGAGAAAGCCGAAAAACGAAAAGCAUUGGUCAAUCGAGCACAAGCUUUUUUCAAAGAUGAUUCAGAUUCGGAUGCAUCAGAAGAUGGAGACGAUGACGAAGAUGACUCCGAAUCCGAUGACUCCGAAUCCGGUGACGGACAAGGUACUAUAGCGUUUUUGAUUUUUUCGUCUAGAUUAGCCAAUUCUAAAACUAACGAAAACUACGAAAUACGAAUCAACUCUAAAAGUAACAACUACUACUACGAAGUGCUUGUUCAUCACACUUGGUAGUUUCUUAUUUUUAGCAUCUUCGAAAAUAUGUAGGUACUGAAUCCGGAACCAAGAAGAGGCGGAAGGCAGUGGACGAUCAAGAAGAGAAUAUUUCUCUGACUACCAGCACCAGCGCGCAAGACGUUGGAGCCUCUCCAACUUCAUCAAUUUCCACAUUGAAAGAUGGGUCAACGUCGAACUUGCUAGCUAUGAAGCAGAAGAAGUUUCUCUUAGAGAAACAGGCUCCCGAAUUAGCAGGCCUACUGCAGGAAUACGUGGAAGAGCUGACACUUGUAGAAGACGUCUUACUGCCGUAUAUGGCAGAAUCCGAAGCAGCAGAUUCCUCGGAGUUGUCAGGAGAAGCAGAUUCCUCGAUGCUGACGUACGUAAAAGAACGUGUAGCGUUUGCAAGACAAUAUCUUGCCUUGCUGUCUUUUUACCUCCACAAAAAGCGGGAUGUCUUAGCAGGAGAGGAGAUAUUGACAGGUACGAUUUUUUCAUUAUUCCAGUACUAAUUCGUCCCCUAUUUGUUAUGUUAAUCCUAAGCCCCUAGUACUAACUUGCUUCUAGGACGACGUAUUUUUUCGUCCCUUUCUAACCCUAGUGCAAUUCAAUACUUAUUUAACAUGCAACGCUCAACCUCAAAACUCCACCUCCUAGUGCAAUUCAAUACUUCAACAUGCAACGCUCAACUCCUUCGCCUUCUAUAAUUCCAAAGGUGCCCCAGCGACAACCAAAUCCAGUGAUAUUUUCGCACAACAUCCGGUUUUCGAGCAUGUUUUGGAAUUACGACAAGUUCGAACUGAAUUUCGGGAACGCGACAAAGAAAUGAUUCAGAAACUCUUAGACGCAGGAGAUGUAGAUGGGGAGGGAGACGCAGAUGAGGAUGGUCGUGAAGAGGAGGACGAUGGUCGUGAAGAGGAGGACGAUGUUCUUGAAGAGGAGGAUGAUGAAGAUCUUGAGGACCAGGAGGAAGAGGAAGAUCUCGAGGAAGAAGAAGAUCUUGAGGAAGGUCUUGAGGACCAGGAGGAAGAGGAAGGUCUUGAGGAAGAGGAAGAUCUUGAGGAAGGUCUUGAGGAAGGCUGUAGCGAUUUAGAAGACGAAGAAGCUACAAGUUGUAGAACUUUUCCAUCCAAAUCAAAAAAACGAAUUUCGAGUGCCGCGACUUCAUCCUCCUCAAAUUUGACGACAUCAACUAGUGCUAAACCUUCUCCUUCUACUUCUAGUACAGUAUGUACUCGUACAACACCGCUGACAGCGAAAGAGCGAAUGCAGCUGAAGAUGCAGAUGUUGAAGGAGAAAACAAACCCUACUAGUCGCAGUUCUAAGAACAGUCGAAACCUGCAGUCCUCCCAGUGUGUAGACCUACAAGCAAAACCUGCAGCACCCGGCAUGCGUCGAAACGAAGUUUCCCUAGUGCGUGAAGACAGUGCAGCGGACCCGACUUUGGGUGUACGAGCGUCCACGAAGGGGCAAAAUCAACUAGAGCAGUACGUGGCUCAGGGUCAACGUGCUCUCCUAGAGGACACAGACGAUGCGAAAUUGAAGCGAGCAUUGAAAACUUCUAGCGAUGUCCAGGUAGAAUUCAAGCGACGCGACAAGAGACACGACAGAAUUGAAGAUCAGGACCUGCCUUCUGAUUUCGACAACGACGAAAUUCUAGAGCAAAAAGACGCUACUAAAAAACCAAGGAUUAAAGACAUAUUAGGAACAGCCAAUGCUGAGGACAACGCUCAAGAGGAAGAAGAGGUGCUGGACUAUUCUUCGCUGACUCCUGGACAGAGAGAGCACAUGGAAGUUGCGGAUAACGAAGCAAGACAUGCAACUAAGAAGAUCCUGCAGAAUAGGGGAUUGGUUCGUUUGCGUCCCAAGAAGGAUCGCAACAGCCGUGUCAAGCAUAGAAGAAAAUACGAAAAAGCUGUGAAGAACCGCAAGACGGUGGUGCAGCAGAUGCGGUUGCCCCAAGAAGGAGUCUACAAGGGAGAAAUGACAGGAAUCAGAACUAACGUUGUCAAAUCACACAAAUUGUAGAAGAUGAAGUGUUGAUGUGCGUCUCGGAGAUGAAGUGUUGUGGGACUCGGAUUCGAACCUGUUGUUCUUGAUGUUGUAACGCUGAGUAUUUUUUCUAUUUCUGACUAAAAACUACAUCAAUAUACAAAUUGCAUCCAUCUUCACUUGAAUUUUUCUCCAAAAUUUGAAUCUUUCCACGCAAUGACGCGACCCGCAUUGUCGUCGUAUGAUUUCCAGUAGUAAAAAGGCCUCUUAUAAUGGUAAUCCGUCGAUGUUCUUCUUCUUAUCAAUUUUUCCGGCCGCCUGAUGAUAACGUGGCCCUUUCU
Molecule: messenger RNA, 3092 nt
Organism: Amoebophrya sp. A25
Lineage: Eukaryota; Dinophyceae; Syndiniales; Amoebophryaceae
Source: the annotation of a GenBank genome assembly